Magallana angulata is the source of this 4644-nucleotide messenger RNA. RefSeq names its product protein transport protein Sec31A-like. NCBI's taxonomy places the organism in Eukaryota, Metazoa, Mollusca, Bivalvia, Ostreida, Ostreidae. The coding region runs from base 158 to 3793 and encodes 1211 amino acids. Gene Ontology annotation, molecular function: protein binding; structural molecule activity. Gene Ontology annotation, cellular component: COPII vesicle coat; endoplasmic reticulum exit site. The transcript is spliced from 27 exons. The record is from RefSeq and is a predicted model, not a curated record. Gene Ontology annotation, biological process: COPII-coated vesicle cargo loading; endoplasmic reticulum organization; endoplasmic reticulum to Golgi vesicle-mediated transport.
UUCCUUCUGCCACGUUGGUAUGCAGACUGACGUGUAAAUACAGAAGUUUGGGUAUUAUACGUGUUCACAUAGACGUUGUAAUCAUAUUAUGCCAGAGAUAAAUAAUUAAGCUCACACAAAAUUUUGGCACAGUGACUAAAACACAACAGUAACAGAAAUGAAAGUAAAGGAAAUUGAGAGGACGGCCAAUGUGGCUUGGUCCCCUGCAAAACAACAUCCAAUUUAUAUGGUAGCAGGGACAGCAGCUCAACAGCUUGAUGCUACAUUCAGCACAUCAGCUGCUCUUGAAGUAUAUCAUCUAAAUCUUACUGACCCUUCCCUCGACAUGCCUUUGGUAUCGUCAAUACCAUCUGACUGCAGGUUCCACAAAGUUGUAUGGGGUCCCCAUGGAAUGUCAGAUUCUAGCCACUCAGCCGGGGUGGUGGUGGCAGGGGCAGACAAUGGAAGUGUUUACUAUUAUGAUGCUGCUGGAUUGAUUGAAGGAGAUGAAGAUUGUCUUAUGUUUAAAAACAAUAAGCAUGUUGGGGCUGUCAAGGCACUAGAUUUUAAUCCAUUUCAGACAAAUUUACUAGCAUCAGGAGCAUCAGACUCAGAAAUUUAUAUUUGGGAUUUAAAUAAACCAGAAAACCCAAUGACACCUGGGGCAAAAUCACAGCCACCCGAAGAAGUAGCCUGUGUGUCCUGGAACAAACAAGUUCAACACAUCCUGGGCUCAACAUUUGCUGCUAGAUGUGUUGUCUGGGAUCUCAGAAAGAAUGAACCAAUCAUUAAGAUCAGUGAUAGUAUGUCAAGGAUCAAGUCUAAGAUUGUAAGCUGGCACCCUGACGUAGCCACACAGCUGUGUCUGUCCUCUGAGGAUGACCACACCCCUGUCAUACAACUGUGGGAUCUACGCUAUGCCACUUCCCCGGUCAAACAAUUAGAAAACCAUACCAGAGGUGUGUUGGAUAUUGCCUGGUGUCCACAGGACUCUGAUUUGCUGUUAAGUUGUGGAAAAGACAACAGAAUUCUAUGCUGGAACCCUAACAGUAAUGUUCAAGGAGGAGAGGUUGUGUAUGAACUACCAACGAGUAAUCAGUGGUGUUUUGAUGUAAAAUGGUGUCCUCGAAAUCCAGCUGUGAUUUCUAGCUCUUCUUUUGAUGGGCAUGUUACAGUGUAUUCCCUAAUGGGUGGUGGACAUCCAAUUCAUCAGAGUAAUAAGGUUGCAGAGGCUUUCAAUUCUAAUGACCCAUUUGCACAGGCCACUCCUGUUACUGAAAAUACACAAAAUGUGAUGCCACUUCAAAAACCACCCAAGUGGUUAAAAAAGCCUGUUGGAGUCAACUUUGGGUUUGGUGGUCGCCUUGUAAGCUUUGAGAACACAAAGUCCCAGAAUCCACAACAGCCCACCCCUAAAGUGGUGUACAUUAGCCAGGUGGUGACAGAGACGGACCUUCUACAGAGGUCCCAUCAGCUGGAGCAGGCUCUGGAAAACGGCCAGUAUGUCGAAUAUUGUGCCAUGAAAUCGGCAAACUGUACAGAUCCUCUACAGGAAAAUAUAUGGAACUUUUUACGAGUCAACUUCGAAAAGGAACCUAGAGAGCAUUUUAUUCAGCUUUUGGGUUUUGACAAAACUGAUCUGGCUAAAAAGGUUUCUGAGCACGUGGGUCUCGGACAGGAUGCUGGAGUAGAUGCCAAGGUUCUGGCACAGAAAAUGGCACAACUUAGUCCAGAGGAUAAGCAACAAGCAGGACUAAGAGCCUCAGCAGAAGGCUCUCCAGUGGUUGGAUCUAAGACACCAGUUAGCCAGGAUGAAGCUUCAUCUGCUUUUGAUAAUAUUGGUUUAUCACAAAGUACUAAAUCAUUAGACAAAGAAUCCUUGAAACCACUGGUGAUACCUACUGAUCAAGAUGCUGAUGGGCUUUUGAGUCAGGCCUUGCUUACUGGGAACUUUGAAGCUGCAGUAGAAAUCUGUAUGAUUGAAAACAAAAUGGCUGAGGCUAUUAUCCUGGCUAUAGCAGGAGGACCAGAUCUCCUGAGUAGAACACAGAAAAGAUUCUUUCAGAAGAGCAAAUGCAGCAUAGGAAGGCUGAUAUCCUCAGUGGUCACCCAUGACUGGUCACAUAUUGUGGAGACAUGUGACCUCUCCAACUGGAAAGAGGCUUUGGCCUUAAUCUUAACCUAUGCCUCCCCAGAUGAAUUCCCCACUCUCUGUGACACGCUGGCUGAGAGACUGGAGACAGAGAGUGCUGGGGACCUCAGUGUAUAUGCCAGUCUAUGUUACAUCUGUUCAGGAAAUAUUGAAAACCUUCUCAGAAAUUGGUUUGACAACUCAGAAGGUCACAAUACCCCUCUAGGAUUACAGGACAUGGUAGAGAAGGUGAUGUUACUUAGAAAGGCUGUAGAAUUGUCUCGGGGACAAGUAACAGACAUCAGUGGAGGGUUGCUGGCAGAGAAGAUGAAUGAAUAUGCCAGCCUCCUGGCUGCUCAGGGAAGCUUGGACACAGCCGUCAGAUACCUUGGAAAUUCUACAGAAGCAAAUCUGCUCAUUUUGAAAGACAGACUGUACAACUCAUUAGGUGCUCAGGGAAUGCAGUGCCCAUUCCGAAAGAUCAAUGUCUUACCAGCUGGUGCUAAGCAGCCCCAGCAGCCUCAGCAACGCAGCACUCAGGCCCAAAGACAGGCUGGUCAAAUAGGGACACGUCAGGCACAGGCCAAGGGCUCGUUUGGCACUGUGACCACACCCAGUAGUUCUUACAGCAAUCCUGGGACUUAUACCACACCAUACUCCCAGAUGAACGGGACAAAUUCACAACCAUCUUACUAUAAUCCCGCUGCUAAUGUUACUGCAACACCCCCAAUGAGCAGUGCAGGAGUCAUGGGGAAAGGGCCAUUAUCACACAAGUACCCCUCGUAUCCAGCCACAACAUCAGCAUAUGGGAUGGAUUCGUACUCACCGGCAGGUUUAUAUCAGCCAAGCAAUCAGCCUUAUAAUCCAGUUCAAACAUUUGAUCCAUCACAAUAUAGUGGAAUGGGAGCUUCUAACCAGCCAGCAAGCCAGCCAACAAAUAUAUACCAACCUCCCUCCAAUCCAGGAGGCUCUGCAUCAUCCGUAUCUCCACCUACGAGUGAUUACCCAAAUGUUCAGUCAUUCAUGCACAGCCCACCCUCUUCAGCUUGGAAUGAUCCCCCAAUAGUGAAAGAUAAGAAGCCAAAGAAUCCUCCAGCACAGUACGAUGGUUCGGCCAUGACGAGUCCGUUUUAUGGUCAGUCUGUGCCAGCAGAUGUUGGUCAGCCAGGAGGAGUUACAAACUACAAUCUGUACAAUCCACAGGAGCAUCAGGCCGAGAUACAGCCCGCCCAACCUCGGCGUUCAUUCCAAAACACCCUUGCUACUCCCGCCACUCAACAGAAGGCUGCAGCCUCUGUUCCGCCCCCAGAACCCCCCAAGCCAGUGGAGAAGGGACCAAUUCCAUCUGAACACAAAGUUUUACAGGAUAUAUUCACCAGUCUGGUACUCAAUUGCUCCAGCGUGGCAUCUAAUGCUCAAAUGAAAAGAAAGUUAGACGACGUUUCUAGAAAACUAGAAGUUUUGUAUGACAGAUUAAGAGAAAACAGACUCUCCCAGUCUGUGGUUCUAGGCCUGCAUCAGAUCGUCCAGGCUGUUCAGCAAUACGAUUACAACACAGCUCUCCAGAUCUACACUCAGAUGAUCAGCCAAGCCAACUUCUCAGAAAUCAGUAGCUUUAUGCCAGGACUCAAAGUUUUAAUACAGUCAGCAAUGCAAUUGAAUGUUUAUGUGCAAGCUCAUUAGUCUAUGUAAACAUGUAGGUAGGAUUUUACAGUAUUUAUAUUGUGAGCAACAUAGCUGCCAAAUUUUAGAAAGGUGUAUGGAAAUGUUGAGAAAACUUCAUGUGAUAAUAAUGAUAAAUUUGAUGUUCUUGUUGAAUGUCAGAGAAAUUGAUUGUGGAGAUUAAAGCUGUUAUAAAAUUGACAUUGAUAAAAAUGAGAAUUCCUCAUUUUAAUAAUACAGAUAUAUAUUUUUCUGUUGUUUUGAGACUUACUUGAAUUGUGAAACAAGUAUUUAUUAUGAGGGUGAAAGUAAAGCAAUUUAUGAUGACUGAAGAGAGUGUAUCUUGCUUUGACCAUGAACAAGUUUGUAUGACAUCUUUUAUUACAUUAUAAUACAAGUCGUAUUGGCAGCCACGAUUUGAUUGAUUUUUCUUUUAUGUGGUUUUUCUCUGUUAGGGCUUCACAUUUUUGUUUCUGACAUAGCGAGUGGAGAGUUUUUCUAGUCAUUCUGAUAAAACCUUACAUAAAUGGUUGACAUAAUUUUCCGUUAAUUGUACAACACUGAGAUUACUGUACUGUUGUCUAUGCACCAGUCAUUGGAAUAAAAUGCUAAUAUCAGUCAUCAUCAAAUUUACCAGAAAAGAUCAACCAUUGAGUGUAAGGUUAUGUAUUGAUAGCAUUAUUGACAAAGUUUGUUCCAAAUUUACUGUCAACUUGGCGUAAUGGUUGUUAAAACUUUCAUGUUUGGUCCAUUAUAUAAAUUAUCAAUCAUAAUGUUGACUCUAAAUUAAGCAGAAUCUUGGUUAUUUAAUCCAUACAUGUAACUGUAUUUGUGAUUGGCUGCUGCAUACUAUGAAUAAAAUGUUAAAUGUC